Messenger RNA from Pistacia vera, 2295 nucleotides. Its product is annotated as zinc finger BED domain-containing protein RICESLEEPER 1-like. Lineage: Eukaryota; Viridiplantae; Streptophyta; Magnoliopsida; Sapindales; Anacardiaceae. Gene Ontology annotation, molecular function: DNA binding. The record is from RefSeq and is a predicted model, not a curated record. The transcript is spliced from 2 exons. Bases 1328 to 1915 code for a protein of 195 amino acids.
UUCAUUUUUACCAUUUGAUUUUUUUUUUUAUUCACCUUCCUCUACUGCUCGGACUCACAGUAAGGCUCUCCCACUCUCUCUUAACACCGAUAACAAAUAGAUCAUUUUCAGCAGAAGGUUGAUCCAGAUAUCUUAAAUAAUACGUCACUGCUAAGUGAAGUACCUGUAAUUAUGGAGAACAAAGAAUAUGAGAGUUCCUCUAAGCAUCGCAAAACAAUUUCAAAGUUGUGGGAUGUCUUUCUGAAGAUCCCAGCAGAGCAUGAUGAAGAUUCAAAGGCUAUGUGUACAUAUUGUCGGAAAGUUUUUUCUGCUAAAUCUAAUAAUGGUACUUCUCAUUUAUUGCGUCACAUGAGUUCAUGCCCUAAACGUGAUAAUAGUAAUGUAAAAUAUACAACUUCACAUGGCACAUUGAUUGAUGCAUCUACAUCCUCGGGGAAUCAUGAAUAUGAUUUAGGUGAGAUGCGUAAAGCAAUUGCAAUGAUGAUUGUUAUUGAUAAGCAAAAUUCAGAUUGGUUGCGGAUAUGGGUUUCAAACGUGUAAUGGCUGUUGCAUGUCCCAAGUUUGAGAUGAUGAGUAGGCAGACCAUUAAAAAGGAGAUCAUAUCAAUUUAUAUGAAAGAGAGAGAGAAAGUCCGGGAGCCGUUGACAACAUGUCCAGGUCGAAUUUGUUUGACAUCUGCUACAUGGAAAUCUAUUUCAGAUGAUUGUUAUAGUUGUGUCACUGCUCACUUUAUCGACCAUGAGUGGAGAUUAUAGAAGAGGAUUCUGUGGUUCAAACUUAUACCGCCUUCAUAUGAUAGUUUAUCCACAGGAGAUGAGAUAGCUUUGUGUAUGGUUCAAUGGGAUAUUGAACAUAAAGUUUUUUGCAUUGCAUGGGACAAUUUGUCAACCACUGAUCAGGUUGCUCUCAUGCUGAGGUCUCGUCUUGAUGCAAAGAAGAACCUUCCUUGUAAUGGUGCAUUUUCUCAUGUGGGUUGUUGUGCUCACGUUAUGAAUGUAAUUGUGCAAACUGGUUUUGAUCUCAUUAGUGUCAUCAUUGGAAAACUUCGUCUUGCUGUUAAGUAUGUGAAGCAAUCCCCUAUAGGAAGAAGAAUUUUUAUAUAAUUGCUAAAAAUUUGAAUUUGGAUAUCAGGAAAAAGUUGUGCCUUGAUUGUCCUACCCAGUGGAAUACUGUAUAUCACAUGCUAGAAGUUGCUGCUCAUUAUAAGAAUGCAUUUAUAUAUAUAGGGGAAUGGGAUAAAAGCUUCAUGUAGAACCUAUCAGAAGAUGAGUGGGAAAAAGUGAAUCUCUUGUGCAAAUUCUUGAAUGUCUUUUAUGAGGUAACAAAUAUGUUUACUGAAACAAGAUUUCCGACCUCUAAUGUAUAUUUCAAGGGUGUCUGGAAGAUUCAUAAUUUCUUGCUGGAUGCAAUAAGAGGCCCAGAAAAUUUUAUGACUGGUAUGGUCAAGGAGAUGCAGUUAGAAUUUAGCAAAUACUGGUCAGAGUAUAACUUGAUCUUGUCAUGUGCUGCAAUCUUGGAUCCACGAUACAAGGUUAAGUUUAUUGAGUACUGUUAUACCAAACUUUAUGGCAUUGAUGCACAACGAUAUGUUGGGAAAAUUGUUGGCACUCUUUACAGUUUGUUUGAUGAAUACAUGCAAAAUUCUGUCUGCUCUUCUUGUGCUACCGGGAUAUCUGUUGUUGCCACUAAUAUCUCCGAUGUUAAAGAUGAGUUUGAAGAUUAUAAAACUUUUCAAAGUACAAGAUUUCAGACACAGGAGGAGAAAUCUCAGCUAGAUCUUUAUUUAGAACAACAAAGCUAUGAUCUAAAUAGUGAAGUAGAUGUCUUAAGAGUACUGGAGUUCAUGCUCAAUGAGAUACCCAGAGCUAUCAAGAAUGGCACGAGACAUUUUGACCAUUCCGGUCUCCACAAUUGAUUCUGGGAGUGCAUUUAGUAUGGGUGGUCGAGUAAUAAUUCCGUAUCAAAGCUCACUAAAACCAAAGACAAUAAGAGCCUUGGUUUGCCUUCAAGAUUGGGUGGAGGCUUCUGACAGAACAAGUAAGUUGGACUUUUUUGGUUGUAAAAUUCUGAUUUUUAGUAUUCAGUGCAUAAUCGUUUGUUUUUAUAAUUUUGCGUAGGGAAGUUAGGCAAUUUGAAAAGUAAAAUUGAAGAUGAUAGCUCCAGUUCCAGCAGUGAUGAGGAUGAUGAUUAGGUAGUUUGAAAUAGGUGAAUUGUUCAAUAAUUUUAGAUCCCAGACAUGUUGCUUAAAUUUGGUGUAUGACGACAGUUCUAAUGUCAUGGCUUUUUGUGUUUUAU